Schizosaccharomyces cryophilus OY26 is the source of this 1176-nucleotide messenger RNA. RefSeq lists its product as uncharacterized. The record is from RefSeq and is a predicted model, not a curated record. The transcript has a single exon. Lineage: Eukaryota; Fungi; Ascomycota; Schizosaccharomycetes; Schizosaccharomycetales; Schizosaccharomycetaceae. The coding region runs from base 1 to 1176 and encodes 391 amino acids.
AUGGACGCUGUCCUACAAAAUUUUUUCCAAAAUGUAUUUGAAGUGAGUGAUUUAAUUUUGCUUUUUUCGGCGCUUUCGCUUGCUUUUAAGUUACACAAUUUACCAGAAACUGCUCUAAACUACUGUGAUAAUAUACGGCUCACACCGAAAGGAUUAGCUGAAGAGUAUUACGACAAAGUUGAAAAACUUAUCGAGCUGAAUUCUUUCAUGAUUCAUCCGAUAUCCAUUGAAGUAUUGCAGCACCUUGUUCUUCACGCAGCGAAGGAUUUUCUGGAUCCUUCACCCGAAAAAAUUUUGAAUUUAACCAGGGCUAUUCAUUAUUUGGACGGUAUAAUUUCAGAAGGAUCUCACAGCUCCGCAACUCCCGAGGAGAUUUGGAAAUUGACAAUGACUUUAAAAAAUAUUGACUCGUUGGUCUGCAUUUUCUUUCAAACUUCUCCUUUUAUGCAAAAAGACAUCGUUGAAGCGCAACUAGUUCGACUCAAUAACAGCUUCUCCGAAACCAUGUUCCAAAAACUCCUCAAUUCAUUAUGCAACCAAGGUCUGGCAAUGUAUAAAAGUGCUAGAUAUCUAUCCGUCGAGGAAUACAUUCAUAAUGUCAACGAAAAUGAGGUUAAAAUAUCAUUAUUAUUAAUGGAAAUCGACUUGAAGGCGUAUACACCUCAAAAUCCAAUGUCGAAAAUUCAAUGUUUCUUCUUGAAAUAUGUAUUAUGGACACUGAAAGUACUUCUGUAUCAACCGGUUAUAACUUUGAGUGAUGAAGAUUUUGAUAAAGUACAAUUGUUGAAAGAAAAAUUAGCUGAAUCACUCGUCUACUGCUUCCGAUUAAGUAUGGAUUCCUUCCAGGAAAUAUGCGAAGUUGGCGCACCAUCAUUUUUCUUUUUUGACACUCUAAAAAAGAUAUUUUCGCUUUUGUUUUGUCGAAACGAAAAGUAUUCAUACAGAAAUGAGUUAUUUGAAUCGAUGAAAUUGAUGAAACAGCUAGCCCUAAAAAUAGAUUUAGCGUAUUCUCUGAAGAUCAUCGACGAUCUAACUACAAUUAGUAACUGUGUUUAUCAAAAAGAUUAUACGAAAGCUGGAGAUCUUGGUGAUUUUGAGGCAAUCGACUCUGAAAUAGAUCAUUUUUGUGAGUUUCUUUUUUCGAAUUUUUACGAAAACUCUUUUUCAUCUAUUUAA